Panicum virgatum (switchgrass) is the source of this 2198-nucleotide messenger RNA. RefSeq names its product E3 ubiquitin-protein ligase DIS1-like. Gene Ontology annotation, molecular function: zinc ion binding; protein binding; ubiquitin protein ligase activity. Gene Ontology annotation, cellular component: cytoplasm. Gene Ontology annotation, biological process: multicellular organism development; ubiquitin-dependent protein catabolic process. The transcript is spliced from 5 exons. The coding region runs from base 984 to 1892 and encodes 302 amino acids. The record is from RefSeq and is a predicted model, not a curated record. NCBI's taxonomy places the organism in Eukaryota, Viridiplantae, Streptophyta, Magnoliopsida, Poales, Poaceae.
AUUGUCCAAGCGACAAACCAGGUACGUACUGGUGUACUAAGAUUUACAGUGAAGUUCUGUAGAUCCCUCUGUAUAUUGUACAUGUGGUAUGAAUGUGUUGGGUGAUUCAUUGCUGAUCCUUGGGACAAGGACUGACAGAACACAUUUCAUUUUCCCCUGCCUGAAACAGUUGCAAUUGAAGUCCAUGUUGCUUAGUUACUGUUGGUCAUAAAUGCAUAAUUACUUAGGCUGUACACAGGCCUCUGUCCUGUUCUUGGCCGAUAGCCGAUAGGUGGAGAAGGUGGCCUAAAGCUGGUAAAUGUGUGCUGUAAAUUGUCCUUUGUUACCGCUUCCUGAAACGAGGUAGAGCAGGGCUAAUUACCAGAGUUAAAAAAGAAUAGUGAGGGUGGAUCCGUUCUAGUUAGUCGUGUCGUUCAAUAUAGAAACAUGCAGGGUUAUUGACACUAGAAUUCAAAUCAAGUUGCAACGGUUGUCUCAGGCCACUGGACCAUUUGGAAAUUUUUUACUGUGCAUGUUCACGUGUAAUCUCUGGGAAAACAAUCCGUCCCUGUCAUUUCUUCUUUCUUGGAACGGCAUGCUUGAUUGGGUAAUUCGAAAUUCCCGUUGUUCUUUGUUUUUUCAGUCUCUGGACGUCCACUAUGCUAAAGCUGACUUGUCUUCAGAACUGCCAAAGCUGAACUGCCACUUUCAGUACCGUCUCACUGCAAAAGAUGUCCACAUUUUUCCCUGUUCCCUGCUUCCAAACCCCGAGGAGGUAAAAGAAGACACCCGUAACUUUCUCUCUCUGAGUUCGGGGGAAGAGAGAGGGGUAGUGCUCUUUAAUUCGAACGCCGUUGCCUCCUCUCUCGAGCCCUUCUCCUUCCAGACAGCCAUAGUGGCAUCACGCCAAAGCCCAGCCGCCGCCAGGAGAUCAAAUCCUCUGCUCUGGGAUCCUACUCCGAUCGCGGCUACCCUCUGAGGAUUCUGUACCUUUAGGCGUCCCCAUGGCAUCAGUUACUUAUAUUGAUGAUAGCCAUGCUGAGGUUAUUGAUCCUCCAAAGAAUGAGGAGAUGUUGGAUGUCACUGAGCUUGUUGGUGAACAUAUCCAGCAUUCACCGAAACCAAAUGUGACAAGUUAUGGUAAUGUGCGUGAGCUACUGGAAUGCCCUGUGUGUUUGAGUGCCAUGUAUCCUCCAAUUCAUCAGUGCUCCAACGGACAUACUCUGUGUUCUGGAUGCAAGCCAAGGGUUCAUAAUCGCUGCCCAACAUGCAGGCAUGAACUGGGUAACAUAAGAUGUCUUGCUCUGGAGAAGGUGGCUGCAUCGCUAGAACUUCCAUGCAAGUACCAGAAUUUUGGUUGCCUGGGCAUAUACCCUUAUUAUUGCAAGCUGAAACAUGAAUCACAAUGCCAAUACAGACCCUAUACUUGUCCGUAUGCUGGAUCUGAAUGCACAGUUGCUGAUGACAUUCCAUAUCUAGUAAAUCACUUGAAAGAUGACCAUAAGGUUGACAUGCACAAUGGAAGCACUUUUAAUCAUCGUUAUGUCAAAUCAAAUCCUCAUGAAGUUGAGAAUGCCACCUGGAUGCUCACGGUUUUCAGCUGCUUCGGCCAGUAUUUCUGUCUGCAUUUCGAGGCAUUCCAGCUGGGCAUGGCACCUGUCUACAUUGCCUUCCUCCGCUUCAUGGGCGACGACGCUGAAGCUAAGAAUUACAGCUACAGCCUGGAGGUUGGAGGCAGUGGUCGUAAGAUGACAUGGCAAGGCGUCCCUCGAAGCAUCAGAGACAGCCACAGGAAGGUCCGGGACAGCUAUGACGGGCUCAUCAUUCAGCGGAGCAUGGCCUUGUUCUUCUCUGGUGGCGACAGGAAGGAGCUGAAGCUGCGGGUCACUGGGAGGAUCUGGAAGGAGCAAUGAACUGCAACAGCUAAAUGCGUGGAGUUGCUCUCCUUGAUGCCAAUGAAGCAUGAAUCCAUGAUGAAUCAGACUCAGAACUUAGGAGUUGGUAAUCUUGUAGACUGUAUUAGUAGCUGAUGUAGAACCAAAGGCAAGUCUCUCUUUGCUUUGAACCUCUCUUAGAGUCUAGAGUUGACCAUGGCUGCGCGGUGGGGUGAAUCUGAUGGCGACUCGUGAAAUGUAAAUGAUCUAGCUCGGUUUUUCUCUGCAUGAGACUCGUUCUAUGUCAGACCACCAUUGUUUCUGAAUUCCGGGGAUGAACUAGAA